Phytomonas sp. Hart1 is the source of this 2340-nucleotide messenger RNA. NCBI's taxonomy places the organism in Eukaryota, Euglenozoa, Kinetoplastea, Trypanosomatida, Trypanosomatidae. The record is from the annotation of a GenBank genome assembly.
AUGUACCACGACGCACCCAUCGAGGCAGCCAUGAGUAUGGUCCACCGCAGACAUCGUAGAGCCCACAAUACGCCAUCUGGAUUAUUUAUCUCCGAAGCUGCUGAUUCCAAGCAACUUCAGGAAGUUCUUGAUUUUUUACUUAGUUCUACUCAAAUCCAAGGACCUGGCGCCCCCAUGAUGCGCAUCGCCCUGCAGUUCCCCGAUGAAUUGCUCGAGGAUGCGCCUGCGGUAGUCCAGGAGUUGGAAACACGCUUGUACAACGACCCACGCUACCCAAUGCUUCAAAAACGGUUUAUGGAGUCUCAAAACGUGUCGAAUGGGGUCGUGGAGGGAAAGGAAGGUGCCCCGGCCUCGGGCCCUCCCACGAUCGCACGCCCUUCUGCCACAUCCACGUCCACAUCUCUUGCCGUCGGCCGGCCCGCGUUGCGUCCGGCGUCUUUGCCGAGCACCCAUCCCCUCCCAACACCCAAUCCGAACUCCCCCACGGGCGUUCGUUUUUUUAUUUUGGCGGAUUCGACAUUCGGGAGUUGCUGUCCCGACGAGAUCACGGCCCAACACUACCAAAGUGACCUUAUUGUGCAUUUUGGCGACGCCUGCAUGAGCCGCUCAACCCGACUGCCCGUGAUCUACCUCCACCCCCCCUUUAGCUUUCAUUGCAUCCGACGGUCAGACGCCCGGAGUUUGGGGAUUUUACCCGCCCCGGGCGGCGACGUUUCCUCGAAUUUGCCCGGCAUCCCAGGCGGCCCGGCAGAACCCGCGGCGGUAAACCUCGUCGUGGGGAUGCUCGAUCGCGUGCGGGGUGCUCUUCGACAAAAUAUUCACGAAUGGCAUGCAGGACCUACGCCGCGGGAUCAAUUCGCUUCCCUGGAGGACGCCCCUCCCCUGAGGGCGCAGCUGGUGGUAGUGGGACCACAUUCCGUCCGGGGGCUUUUAGAGGCCGCGGAAAGCCAAUGGCGAAGCUCGGCGCACGAGGAGGAGGAAGGGGUUUGUGUGGUUUGGUCCCGAUUUAUCAACUGCGAUGCCCGCCUGAUCGUCAAAUCCCCUCGCGCUGACGUCGACGUCGUGAUGGACAAGACCACUGAACAUUUAACACCGCAGCCUUGUCCAUCCUGCGAGCCGCUAAAUAACUCGUCAAGAGAUUCGACGGAGUGGAUUAUUAACGGGGUUUGCUUCCCACGACUUCCUUUUCAUGGAGAAUCCGAGUCUGCGAGCCGCCCUGCGGGUGCUCCUCUCACGGUCCAGUAUUUUCUUUAUGUCGGCCCCAGUGAUGGCCCUCAUUUAGUCCAUCUUCUCGGGGUCCACGAGUACAAUAGGUUUCACUACUCCGAGGUGGAGCGCGAGUUUUUUCUCCGCGAACAGGGCCCCACAGGCGAUGCCAACGCGCGAUCGGCGAUGCCGGUGUUAUCGGUUCUAGAUGAACAUUUUGCCAUCGCGGCGGCGUCGUCGGUGAAUUCGCCUUCUUACACAAAAGAGGUGGGAAAUGGACCCGUAGGCGUCCUCGACCCUGCUGCCUCCCCCGAAGUCGUCGAUCACUUUGUUGAGGAGCGGAUUUGCACGAAUUCGGAUGCCGACCCUCUGAAAAAACUUCUCUGGACCUCCUUUUCCACCACGGCCGAAGCUCAAUUCAAGCGUCGCCAGCGCCAGCGGGAUUUUAAUAUCGAAGUGGUGCGCAGCAGCUCCGCCGUCGGCAUUCUUGUCGCCUCCCUCGCCAUCGAGGGCUACUACGAGCUCACGAUGCUGCUCCACCGCCUGCUUCGACGCUGCGGAAAGCGGGCCUACGUCAUUUAUAUUGGCCACCUGAAUGAGUUCAAACUCGCCAAUUUCGAAUCCACCGUGGAUAGUUUUGUCGUGGUGGCCUGCCCGAACAGCCGGGGUUGCCAUUUCCCAAAUCGCGAGGAUCGCUAUCUUCGCCCGGUGGUCUCCCCGGCCGAGGUGCUUCUCGCCCUCACCGCGCGCGGGCCGUCUUCUUCGCAAUACGGCCUUCCCACGGCCUUUCAUACCGGGUUUGAUUCCAUUCUUCCCCCUCUUCGGGCGGCCGUGGAGGAGUUCACCCCAGGGCCCCACGAGGACGCCACGCGAAAAGAACCCUCGGACUGGGUGGAGAGCGCGGCGUUGGUGCGAAUCCCGGGAAGUCGGACGGUCAUGGCCGGGGACGCCGCUUCGGCCGCUCACGGGGCCCUCGCGCGACUUCACGAACGCGCCUUUUUCGGGCUCGAUCCCUGCCUUGGAAAGACCGCCGUGCAGACGUCCGUGGGGGAAGGAAAGUUUGGGAUUGCGCGAGGCUACCAAACGGAACGUGCCCAGCAAAAUCCCGAUCCCGCCAACGGACCGGCAGGAUGA